Mycena indigotica is the source of this 948-nucleotide messenger RNA. RefSeq lists its product as uncharacterized. The record is from RefSeq and is a predicted model, not a curated record. The coding region runs from base 1 to 948 and encodes 315 amino acids. The transcript is spliced from 9 exons. Lineage: Eukaryota; Fungi; Basidiomycota; Agaricomycetes; Agaricales; Mycenaceae.
AUGUUGGCUGGGAUGCUCUCAGCAGCAGAUUCGAUUGGCCCGUGGCUCGUUUGCACCGGUCUUGACUUGUUCUUCUUGGGUGUAAUAUCUACCCAGAUUGUCCGCUACUUCGACAACUUUGGCAAAAGUGACCCUCGCUGGCUUCUGUCCUACGUCGCUGGGCUCGCCUCGAUAACAUGCGUUAAAUCAUGUUUUAAUUUCGCGUUGAUCUGGCGCAAAAUUGUCGUGCAGUUAGUUUUAUGGGAUGGCGUUCCAACUGUGGUGCCGCCAGACCUCGUGCUCGUCAAGCUGAUAGGUAUAAGUGCCAUUCUGAUCGUAUCCACGGUCUGCUACGUUCAAGGCUACUAUCUUUACCGACUGUACACAAUGUCUGGCAGGAAUCGCUAUCUAGUCGCCCCCAUUGCCCUUGUUCUCCUCUCGAGCUGGUGUUUAGCUAUGUACACUGUGCGUGCCCUCAAACUCGCUUCGCUUGGCUCAACAUAUUUGUCUACUAGGACAGCCUAUUACAUUUACUUUGCAAUGCUUGUCCUCGGCGACGUAACCCUCACACUUUCAACCAUCUUCUUCCUUCUGAGGCUCCGCCAAAACGCUCUUCCCAGCAGUGCCUGCCUUGUGAAUAAACUCAUAAUGCUCAUCUUCCAAAGCGCCCUUCCCGGAACGUCAGCCAUGGUUGUCAACUUUUCCGUCACCCUUGCAUUUUUGGAGACCUCGCAGGUCCCACCCGCCAGCAGCAUGAUUCUCUCCAAAUUAUGGGCAUUUUCCCUUAUGUGGACACUCAAUGCACGCUGUCAACACCGUGUCCAGCUCCAAUCUGUGUGCGAUACCGAAGGCGGUGCGCUAACGCCAACACUCUCCCGUGAAAACCGAAUCUCCGCGUCGCUACAAUUCAGAGCGCGGUCGGGUGCUCUGACUGAGUGCACGUGCCUGAAGAGCGAGUCGAUCGCAUAG